GAUCUUGUAAGCUUCAAUCAUAGUGACUCUGAGGACUGUCAACUUCUCCCAGGGCAGAUUACCCCCCAGUGCGCCAAACGCCAUAGCUCACUCGUUAAGCUACGGAAUCGAGUGAUUCAACUUUCAGUAGAAAGCUGACGCUGCCAGCUACAAUAUAUCCGAUUUUCAGAUCGUUUCACCGAUUGGAGUUUUGGAUAUAGCUAUUCGACGGUCGCGAGUUUUCUGGGCGUCAUAACGAAGUGCUGCAGAAAUUUCCAAGGAGCCAUUGAAUCAUCUGCUUAUAGCCUUCUCUAACCAACAAGUGGUAUCAGAGCCUAUUAUCACGCAUUUGGGACCUAAAAUACGAUGGGAGAUAAGGAGGACUCUGGUGGAGGUGAUACUUCAGUCCAAGGAGGCAGCUCAACCCAAGAUUCUGGCAUUGCAGCGCAAAGGGGAGCGCGUACAAGCCAGGGGUCACUGCUUAAGGAGGUGCUGAAGAACUUCACCAUUGAGAAGUUCUCUGGAGAUGGCUAUGAUGAUUGGGCAUGGAAGAUGCAGCUCUACUUUCGACAAAUUGGCCUCUUGAAGCUCAUGAUUGGAAUGGAGCCAAGGCCAAAGGAAAUGGCAGAGCAAGCGGACUGGGAUGAACGUUCAUCUGCUGGGUAUUAUCUACUGUCACAAAGCUUGGAGCUGAACCAGAGGCAUCACAUCAUGCAUCUGCUACCGGAAAUUGAUUGUGGGCCCAAGGCAUGGGCAGUGCUCAAGGACCUGCACGCUCCGACAUCGGUUGCCGCUUCUCUCAUGCUGGAUCGGGAGCUGUCCAUGCUGCGGUUGAGCGAGAAUGAACCUGUGCAGCCCGUACUGGACAAGAUGAGGGAACUCUACGCGAAAUUGGCGAUUGCAGGCAUCACGUACCCAGAGCAGACAAAGUGUCUCAAGAUGCUCAGCCUGCUGCCGGAGUCUUGGCUGCAAUUUAUAAGCGGACUCAGCUUGCCACAAAACCAAAGUCAAUGGACAUUGGAGUGGAUUCGCACCAAGAUUCUGGAAGAAGAUUUUCGUCGCUAUACACUGCGCGGAGGUGAUGACAGCACCAGCGGCUAUGCCAUGCAAGGGACAUGGAGGGAUCGAGGGCGUGGCAAUCGCGGUCGCUCUUACCACAGCCAAGGUGGUCGCGGGAUUUGGAACCAGCGGGGACGUGGUGGCGCUGGUGCAAGAGGAAGAGGUGGUCACUCCAACAAUGACAACAGUGAACCACGCUUGAGGGGAGAGUGCUGGUAUUGCAAGGAAGAAGGGCAUCCAUGGUUUCGCUGCCCUACCAAGCCCGACUGGUGGACCCCUUGGAACCAAUCGCAGAAGGGGAAUGGAGGAAAGCAACCACAUGGAGGUGCCAACAUGGUAGCUGAUCCUGCUGAAGAAACCUCCAAGGAUGACAGAGGAAUGGGAAAUGAGGAGAGGAAUGCUGGACAGUUCUACCAUGUGUGUGACAAAGAUGACAGUGGCACAGCUGUUGCAAGGGCUGGAGAGGAAUUGCACCCGCUUGACAUGUGGGUCAUGGACUCUGGUGCUGCAUGGACAAUGACACCACGCAAGGACUUGCUGGAUGCUGUGCGAGCGCCUCCAAUCUCUGAAGUGCGCUCAGCAUCCGGACAUGCAGUGAAGGUCGCUGGAGUUGGUCGAGCUGCAUUCAGAGCACCUGAUGGUGGACUGGUUGUGCUGAAGGACGUGUUACUCGUACCAGGGCUGAAGGCCAAUCUGAUAUCGCUGCGCAAGCUAGGCCAGGCCGGAGUCAGCACCACCACCAAUGGAUCCAAAACAUUCAAGGGGCUGCGAGGAGAUCGUGUGUUAUGGGAUUUACACGAAAGCAGAGAUGUCUUCAGAUCCAUGUGGCAGAUCCCUGCACUGAUAUGGGAAUCAACAAAGAAGGAGUUGGGAGAAGUAAAGGCGGGUUCUGGAGUCCAGGGGGAGUGUAAUGCAGUUAGUGCUGCAGGAGUGACGGUUUCUGCAAGGUCGGGGGAGACUGAUUGGGAAACCGCACACAGGCGUCUAGGGCAUGUGGCUAUGCCAUUGCUGCAGCAACUGCAUAAGGAAGAAGCAGUAAAGGGGCUCAAGCUUUCUGGGCAACCAAAUGAUACCAAGUGCGAGACGUGUCUGCUGAGCAAGUUCACACGGUUCCCCUUUCACGGCGUAGCUGGGAAAAGCAAGGCAGCACUGGAACUGGUGCACAUGGACCUGGUAGGACCUUUUCCAGUCCGAGGAAGUAAGGGGGAAAGGUACUUCCUGACAAUAGUUGAUGACUGGAGUCGGCUGAUGUGGGCAUACCCGUUGAAGCAGAAGGAUCAUGCUGCCUCAACAAUACGAGAUGAUUGGCUGCCGUUCGUCGAGCGACAAUCUGGGCACCCAUGCAAGAGCAUCAGAACCGACCGAGGUGGAGAGUUUCUAGGAGGAGAUCUGACUGCGUGGCUCAAGAAACAAGGCAUUGAGCAUCAGCUAACGACGUCCUAUACCCCUCAGUCAAAUGGCGUUGCUGAGAGGGCUAAUAGGACCAUCCUGGAAACUACGCGAGCGCUGCUGAUCGAAUCAGGGCUGGGGAACUCCAUGUGGCCUCAUGCGGUGAGGCAUGCUACAGUGGCAAGGAACCGCGUACUCACAAAGGUGGCUGAUGAUAUGUGGGUGCCGCUGGAGAGGUGGCUUGGAAAGAAGCCUCCAGUGGACAUGCUUCGAGUGUUCGGAUGCAUGGCAGUGGCACAUGUCCCUAAACCGUACAGGACAAAGCUUGGAGCAUCUGCACUUUGGUGUGUGCACCUUGGGCUUGCGGCAGAGAGCAAGGGGUGGCUACUCUGGGAGCCCUCAAAGAAUGUGCUGUUUGACAGUCGGGAUGUCAAAUUUGUGGAGAACAUCAUGUAUGGCAAGUGGGAGAAGCAGCCGGAGGCAAGGGUCACCCAGCAGCUGGAAGAGAUCACUAUGCACUUCGAUCUGUCCGAACCUGCGGACAGCGAAGUCACUGCGCCAACGGCAAGCGGUACUAAUGAAGGAAGCAAUGAGGAUAUUGCAGCUGAUGCUGAAGUCAAUGAUCCGGAGCAGCAGCAGCAAGAGGCUUCCAAAACACCAAGUCUGCCAAAGCGAAGGAAACAGAUUGGUGGGGGGACAAAGGAUUGGGUGAAGGUGAAAGAAUGGGUAAAUCCAACCAUCUACCCUGCACGUACCAGAAUGGCAACGAGAAAGCUGUUGAGCUCCACAAGUGGAGGAGCCACAACUGAGCAGCAGGAACAGGCUCAAGGCGAAGAUGCAGUGCUGUUCUUGGGUGAUGACCAAGAGUCAGAUGACGAGGAGCCUGCAUACUGCUUUUACGCACCAAUACAACCUCCGAGCAUGGAUCAUGCGCUAGCCGGGCCUCAACGGGGGAAGUGGCUCGUCUCAAGAGAUGCAGAGUACAACAGCCAGAUGGAGAAUCACACAUGGGACCUGGUGUACUUGCCAAAUGGGAAGAAGGCAAUACAGUGCAAGUGGCUGGCAAAAAUCAAGACAGAUGAGAAAGGAGAGCCAUCAGUUUACAAGAGCAGGCUAGUGGCAAAGGGGUUUCAGCAGAAAGAGAAGGAAGAUUACAAAGAAGUGUUUGCCCCAACUGCUAAGUCUCCAACGCUACGUGUGCUGCUGGCGGUAGCUGCUGUGCGCAAAUGGAAGGUGAAGCAGAUGGACAUCGUAACCGCUUUUCUGUACGGCAUUGUGGAAGAGGAGGUGUACAUGGUUCAACCACCUGGCUAUGAGGAUGGAACCGGUCGUGUCUGCAAACUUAACAAGGCCAUCUAUGGCUUGAAGCAGGCCCCGAGAUGCUGGUACAACAGGCUGGCCAGUGCACUGGAAGGGAUUGGAUUCCGUGCGAGUGCAUGCGACGAGAGCCUGUUCCUGAUGGGAGAGGGGGAGUCACUUGUGCUUUUGCUGGUGUACGUGGAUGACAUCCUGCUCUUCAGCAGCAGUGACAAGGAGAUCGAUGGGGUGCAGCGGAAGCUCACAGAGCAGUUCAAGUGCAAGUCACUUGGAGAGGCAAGGUACUACCUGGGAAUGCAUAUUGAGCGGGAUACUGAACGUGGCUGGCUCAAACUGCAUCAGGGACAGUACAUCAACACCUUGGCUUAGAAGUACUCUCUGCAAGAAGAACGGGAAGUGGUCACACCUUUGCCUUCCGAGUUCAAACUCAUAAAGGCAGCUGAAGGAGAAGGAGUUGAGAGUGAAGACCAGAGGCAAUUCCAAUCCAUGGUCGGGAGCCUACUCUACGCUGCUGUGCAUACUCGGCCUGACAUCAGCUUUGCUGUGGGACAACUGGCUCGAGUAGUGCAAAAUCCAACAGAAGAGCAGUGUGGUGCAGCGGAGAGAGUGGUGCGCUACCUCAAGUCAUACCCUAC
Messenger RNA from Closterium sp. NIES-67, 4379 nucleotides. The record is from the annotation of a GenBank genome assembly. NCBI's taxonomy places the organism in Eukaryota, Viridiplantae, Streptophyta, Zygnematophyceae, Desmidiales, Closteriaceae.